This is a messenger RNA of Lithohypha guttulata, 2796 nucleotides long. RefSeq lists its product as uncharacterized. Gene Ontology annotation, molecular function: carboxylic ester hydrolase activity; lysophosphatidic acid acyltransferase activity. Gene Ontology annotation, cellular component: mitochondrion. NCBI's taxonomy places the organism in Eukaryota, Fungi, Ascomycota, Eurotiomycetes, Chaetothyriales, Trichomeriaceae. Gene Ontology annotation, biological process: phosphatidic acid biosynthetic process; lipid homeostasis. The record is from RefSeq and is a predicted model, not a curated record. The transcript is spliced from 2 exons. Bases 1 to 2796 code for a protein of 931 amino acids.
AUGCUUUCGCAUGCAGUCGCAGUCCACGGUCCCGAGGAACCAAGCAAGACACCUGCACAACCAUUGUCAGUGUCGCCAACACAACUGGAACACACGCCUUGGCGCUCGAAGUCUCGGAGUAGCGGGCUUCAUCGUCGCAGCAUCGUGGCUGCCUCGUCACACGACGCAGCAAUUGCCUCACUGAUCACGAACUUGACUGCUACUUCCAAUUCUGACCACCUCUCCGACAAGCCUUUCAGGAACACCACUCCUGCGCAACAAAAAACCCCAGAUCGUUUCGUUAGCAACAUUUCCAUCCACCCAGCUAUACGCAAAUUUUACGAACACAAGAAUCCACGUCUUGGUCUUGCCGGCUCCGAGCAAGACUUCUGUCCUCCGCCUGUGGCUGGUUAUAAUACUAUCAAUGCUGGUACGCAAGGACCAAACACCCCAACUAGUACAAAACCUCUGCGACGGUUCAAGGACAGGAAGUCUCGAGUAAUUCUCAAAUCUACAGCAUCAUACAUUAGUUUGAGAGCGGCUGAAUCUUUCAAGGACCUCGACCCUCCAGAGCCUUCACCUCCGAUACGUCCGAGUACAUCAUACGGCAAUGACUCAGUCAACAGCCUACCACUAUCAACGCACAGCAAAUUGAGCCGGCCAAAGAACCGCUUCAGGAUGUUCUUCUCACAAGGCUCAAGUAUUCAAAGUAAUCGAGUCCUGCCGGACGGAUUGUCACAUCACGAUGAUGACCUGUCUACUAACACGUCUUCCCCUGAGAAAGAGAAGGACCUGCACUUUUCAGCAUUUGUGACGCUUGGCAGGAUAUCUACAGAUGUCGACAGAAAAGAGGCCGACACAAAAACUUUGUCUUCAGCGAGUCCCUCGCUACAUUCGAGUCUCAACGAGAGCCUUAUUCCAUGCCGAAGGUCCUCUCUAAGAUCUGCUCGCAGGCAAUCUGUCCGUAACAGCAGGGACUUGAAGAGUCUAAACAUUGACCAAGAUUUGAUAGAAGAAAACCACGAGACUGUACAACGGAUAAGGCAGCUACAAGAGCAGAGAGAGAAGCGGCACAAGGAAUGGCGUAAGGAGGAAAGACGCUCCGAAAAGGCAGCAAGACACAUGUCGAUGCCAAUUCCGGACCCUGACCCCGUGCUCAACAGUGGGGCUCUUAGAUCCUCAUGGCAUCCUAAGAUCGAAAGCACGCCAGAAGUAAAGACUGUGGACGGAGAAGAGCCUCCGACACUCUCUGCAACACUAACUGCUGAAGAUUUGUCCUCCCUGCCUGCAUUUCUCGACAUCAGUGAAAACGAGACGCUGACACGUCUCGAAAAACCACCGAGCGGAGAUGUCGAUGGUACAACAACAGGUCUGAGACGUGACGGAUCGGUAACACCUUCGACAACGCAAUCCGUGUCCAGCAUCCGAAGGCCACAGAAAAGGUUGUCUGAUAGCAUCAGACGAGCAUCGUCCAUAAGACAGCCUGUAUCUAUUGAUACUAAGACUGUUUCUGACGAUGUUGAAUCGUUCCUCUCAUCCCCACGCUUGAAUCAGAAGAUACGGCAUCCAAGAACUGGCCGAACCAUAGCGUUUUCAGAAAUAGGCGAUCCCAACGGAUUCGUCGUCUUCUGCUGCGUUGGCAUGGGAUUAACACGUUACGUAACCACAUUUUAUGAUGAGACGGCGAAGACCCAAAAGCUGCGCAUCAUCACUCCAGACAGACCAGGUGUGGCAGGUACCGAUGCCAUGCCAGCAGAGCGAACGACUCCUCUGGCCUGGGUCGACGACGUAGCUGUCAUAUGUAUCGAGAAGUUCUCGCUACUUGCUCACUCAGCAGGUUCAAUCUACGCACUAGCUACCGCUUUGAAAAUGCCACAAUAUGUUCGGGGUCGGAUACAUCUUCUGGCGCCAUGGAUUCCGCCCUCACAGCUGGCAAUUUCUGGUCAGUCUGGAUCGUCGAAAGCGGCAAGUCUUCCUACAAGUCACAAACUCCUUAGCAUCUUGCCCACGUCGUUCAUGAAGGCCGCGAAUUCCCGCUUUCUGUCCGCGGCCUCAGCAAGCAUCGAACCUCGAACACGAAAAGGAAGGCUUGAUUUGCGAGAUUCAGAGGUCGCACUGAAUCAAGACCCUGUCGACCAGGGAGCAAGUGUGUCGCAGGCCGAUAUAGCCCAAUCUAAUGGCUCGAUGCUAUCGGCGUCUGGGACAACGCCUUAUCGGGUGAUGUCGGAUAAUUUGACGGCGUACCAGGCCGAGAGAAUGCGAAUGGGCAGUCCGGCCCUCAGUUCGACAUCAGCGACGACACCCCGAUCCAGUGCAAUUUCGCCAACACCAUCGGGAAAGCAGACUCCGAACGGAACGCGUUCUCACCACCAGGUACUUACAUCAGAAGCCCGACAAAGGCUGUACAAUGAGACACUCACGUACAGAACCUGGUCGCUUGCCACACUUAAUGCAAAUCCCGCAACCGAUCUUGUUAUAUGCCUGGAGCGUCGUCGGCCAAUUGGUUUCAGAUACACCGACAUAACACGAGCUGUGGUCAUUCACCAUGGCACGAACGAUACCCGCGUCCCCCUGGAGAAUGUGCAGUGGCUAGACAGCGCAAUGAAAAGAUGUGAGUUACGUGUGCUGGAAGGCGAAGGACAUGGCCUCAUGGCAAGCGCCACAGUGAUGACUAACGUGCUAAGCGAAAUUGGUAAAGAGUGGGAGGAGUGGUCUUGUAUAGCCAAAGUGCAGGAACAGAAGAGGAAAGAGGAACAAGCAAGAGAACGAGGGGACGCCAGGGAGCGAGAGCGACGCAAAGGUUACCCUAGAUGGUAG